This is a messenger RNA of Amoebophrya sp. A120, 720 nucleotides long. The record is from the annotation of a GenBank genome assembly. Lineage: Eukaryota; Dinophyceae; Syndiniales; Amoebophryaceae.
AUGAUUGCAAACGGCAUCAGUACUGCACCCCGCCGAGCAUUGACUUACCUUGCUACAGUGGCUGCACCUACGUUUCACACGCUGUCCAAAAAAUGCGUUCCGCUGCACUUUCAUGCUGCUGCUCAGGCUCGACUUCUACUUCAAUUCAGGUGGAGCAGCACAGGUCAGCAAGGUUCUUUGCUGCUCAGUAGAACGAUUUGACAUUUUGGUACUCAUUUGCACUGCUGGAUAGUUCUUUUGGGACUUCUACUUCUUCUUCCUACAACAAACCAGCAUUUCUCUAUACGUAUUACAGGACCAACCUAUAAUUUCGUUGGUGCAGUCUAUUGGCGGCCAGCCCAAUUAGGAAACGGAGCACUUUCACGAAGAGGGUCUCUAUACCAACCUCGUCCUAUUCAAGAAGUUUUUCACUUUCCUUCGCCGGUUGUAGCUAUUUAUUUUCCUUCUAUCCACGACGAGUACGAUAUCAUUUUUGGAGCAACAGUUGUUCUUCGUGACCCGGACUGAGUACUGAUUUUUUAAAAGCGGGGAACUUUUUUUGAAAACACCCUACUUACCACUGCUGUUGGACGACGUGGCACUAUCACCAUGAAAUUUAUUUUUAUGACGAAAGAAUUAAAAACUAGAAUCUCCAUUGCACGGCACGUACUGGGACGAAAACUCUGUUGCACAGCAUGUCCUGAUGUGGAACUACAUUGCACGGAGGGAAAUACAUACAAC